CUAUUUAUUACACUUGAUACCCAAUCUCCUUUUGCUUUUUAUUCCCUCUCCAUUCACUAAAUGCUGUUUGCCUCCUCCCUUUUCCCUCAUCUUCCUCACCUUUUUGACACAGUCUCUGCAGCUCACUGUUUGUCUCUUUCACCUAGGGUUUCUUAACUUUCUGAUCGUAUUAUUAAGCGUCCUACAUAUGGAUAUGCAAUACUCUUAGCUAUUUGAGAUCCAAGACAAGAGUGCUGCAGAAAGAAGUGAAAAUUGAACCACAAGAUGGCUUCUUCCAGCAGCUACUCCAAUCCUCCCUGCGCCGCUUGCAAGUUCCUGAGGAGAAAAUGCUUGCCGGGCUGCAUAUUCGCGCCGUAUUUUCCGCCGGAGGAGCCGCAGAAAUUCGCCAACGUUCACAAGAUAUUCGGCGCAAGCAACGUGAGCAAGCUGCUGAACGAUAUCCUCCCCCAUCAACGAGAAGACGCCGUCAACUCUCUCGCCUACGAAGCCGAUGCCCGGCUCAAAGAUCCCGUCUACGGCUGCGUCGGAGCCAUCUCCGUCCUCCAGCGCCAGGUGCUGCGGCUCCAGAAAGAACUGGACGCCACCAACGCAGAUCUCAUGCGAUUCGCUCGAAAUGAGAUGCCCUCGCAGUUUCCGGGUGCUGCACAUUAUCAGCAGGGUGCUGGUUUUUCUGCUCUUCCUUAUGCCUCUCACCCAUGGAGCAGCAACCCCGGGGAUAGCCCUGAGGGUGGAGGGGAUGGCAGCGCUUGAUGUUGGAUUCGACGAGUUUUGUAAGUGUCCGUUGGUGUUGGUGUUGUAAUAUUGCAUUGUUUUAGAAUGCCCAUCUAUUAUAGGGUUUCUCAUCUCAUCUGUAAGGGGGACUGAUAUAUCUUCAUGGUAUAUAUUGUCUAGCUAGAACUGAUAUAUGAAUUAAUUGGGUGUGGGUUGGGUUCUGUAUAAGAGCAGGUUAAUUAAUGUAUGAUUAAUGGUAAUAAACUUCUCCAUU
Messenger RNA from Diospyros lotus (date-plum), 985 nucleotides. Its product is annotated as LOB domain-containing protein 25-like. The record is from RefSeq and is a predicted model, not a curated record. Bases 265 to 750 code for a protein of 161 amino acids. The transcript has 2 exons. Lineage: Eukaryota; Viridiplantae; Streptophyta; Magnoliopsida; Ericales; Ebenaceae.